Aureobasidium musti is the source of this 1416-nucleotide messenger RNA. NCBI's taxonomy places the organism in Eukaryota, Fungi, Ascomycota, Dothideomycetes, Dothideales, Saccotheciaceae. The record is from the annotation of a GenBank genome assembly.
AUGGCGGAAUGGCGCAUUACGGAUGAGCAGCCCGUGAGAGAGCUCGAGACUUUAGACCACGAACGUUGUGCGGCACUCCACAAUCAGAUUGUGGAGCUUGGUUGGACGCAACGAGGCCUCGCACUGGACAAACUCGACAAACGAACAUGGUGGCAAUGUUAUGGUGGUGAUGCAGCUCUCGCGAGCAUUUCUGCUCGUUUGGACUGCUCUGUCAUCUCAUUUCUGCAGGCGGCCUGGCAUGGGUUUGCAAUGGACAGUUCGGAGCUACGUCACGGAUUCCAUCGAUAUCUUGUUGGUCUAGCUUCACCAGAACAGCUUUGGCAGAACGUCAACUACGCUGAAGACGAGGAUGAUUCAAACAAGCAGCGCUACCUCACCCUUUACAUGGCUAAUUGGGCCCUGGGUGCUAGCCAUCCCCUUGGACUCGUACUGAAUCAGGAAGAUGGUACAGCCAUGCAGCACAUGUCGAUACACGAUACAGAUGUUACCAUGAACGGCCGGCAAACCUGGCUUCCACUAGAGAUUAUCCUUGAUGGCCUCAUCGACAUGAUAGAGCAAGGCAAGGUUGUCGCUGUCGACGAAGACUACGAUGGCGAACAAGAGCGCACGGAACCAUGGAUUAUGCCUCCCUACACGGAACAAGAUGUCCAGGAUACUCUUCAGGCCUUUCGGUCCCUCGUUGAUGCAGUUAGCACCAGGAUGCCGACUCAGAUACAGCACACGGAGAACAGUAUAAUUGAUCUUGUCACUGGUGGUGACUUGGAUUGCUUGCCCUCUGACAGUUUCGCAUAUCGUUUCCUCUCUCAAGCGAAAGCACCGCCCUUCAUCUACAUCGCACCAGGUUUGCGUAUUGCAGAUCAUCAGCCCUUCGCGGCAGUGCCGCUGGAAGAAGAGUCGGCUGAACUAUUCCCUUUACUACUCUUCAGAAGUACUCGUUCUGCCUAUCGAGAGACUCGCCGUGCGCCUUGGGGCGAAGACAUAUUCGAUUCACCAUUUCCCCACGAAUUCCACUCCAUCACGACUUACCCAGCUGGUCUCUACCUAACAGAAACGGAGCCUCAGGAGACGCACCCUUUCGAAGAUGGCUGCAGACUAGUCUUGCCAUUCACUCUUGGUAACAACGCGUGUGCGCGAACCAGCGAUGGCGCACUCAUAGGGGAGAAACUUCAUUCUCAUGGGGAUAUCGAUGUAGCUAGCAUCAAGCCGAAGAGUACAGAGCUGUAUCAGCUUGGAUACAAUCACUUCAUCGAGGCACAUGAUGUCCAGCUCAAACAUGUGCUUUGGAAGUGGGUAGACAUGGUCGAAGAGGGAAAAUGGAAGGUUGAUGCUCAAGGAGUCGUGGGAGGUAUGGAGAAAUGGAAGGAGGCGGAUACAGAGGAUGUAUGGCAGGAUUAUCAACUGCUGAUGAGCUGGUAA